CAGCCUCUCUGGUUCUAGGAUGUCAGCAGGUACACCAUGGGUGGAGUUUCUAUCCAGGGCUGUAGUUAAACUCAGGAAGCUUCCUUGGUCCUGAACGAAGAGCCAAGCUGGAAGGUACAUGCUGCGGUCCAGUCCGCAGAGCCACAUUGCCGUUCGUCCAUUCCUAGGUCAUUUCCCUGUUACCACAGCCAGAAGAGCCAUGGCCAGCGCCCAGGUACCUUUCUCCUUUCCUCUGGCCAACUUCCUCAUCUUUGUCUUAGUGACUUCCACCAUCAUCCACCUCCAGCAACGAAUAGUGAAGCUCCAAACCCUGUCAGAGAAGGAAUUACAGGCGAUUCAAAUGUCCUCACCAAACGAGACAAGAACAGAGAUGCAGCAGAGUGCCAAGCUGCAGGGCAUAUUCACGAUCAAUUCCAUCGGCCGCCUGGGGAACCAGAUGGGCGAAUAUGCUACAUUGUUUGCACUGGCCAGGAUGAACGGACGGCUUGCCUUCAUCCCCGAAUCCAUGCACAACGCUCUAGCACCCAUCUUCAGGAUCAGUCUCCCGGUGUUGCACAGCGACACAGCCAGAAGGAUCCCGUGGCAGAAUUACCACCUCAACGACUGGAUGGAGGAGCGUUACCGCCACAUCCCGGGGCACUAUGUGCGCUUCACGGGAUAUCCGUGCUCUUGGACUUUCUACCACCACCUGCGCCCAGAGAUCCUGAAGGAGUUCACCCUGCACGACCACUUGCGUGAGGAGGCCCAGGCCUUCCUGCGUGGCCUGCGGGUGAAUGGGAGCCAGCCGAGUACCUUUGUGGGUGUCCAUGUGCGCCGAGGGGACUAUGUGCGUGUCAUGCCCAAGGUGUGGAAGGGCGUGGUGGCUGACCGGGGUUACCUGGAAAAGGCCCUGGACAGGUUCCGGGCACGGUAUUCAUCUCCAGUCUUCGUGGUUACAAGCAACGGCAUGGCCUGGUGCCGGGAGAACAUCAACGCCUCCCUAGGAGACGUGGUGUUUGCGGGCAACGGUAUUGAGGGCUCGCCAGCCAAGGACUUCGCGCUUCUCACCCAGUGCAACCACACCAUCAUGACCAUUGGAACCUUUGGGAUUUGGGCUGCCUACCUGGCAGGUGGUGAUACCAUCUACCUAGCCAACUACACCCUUCCGGAUUCUCCAUUCCUCAAAGUCUUUAAGCCCGAGGCAGCCUUCCUCCCCGAGUGGAUGGGCAUCCCUGCAGAUCUGUCCCCACUCCUUAAGCACUAACAACCAGCCUGUCCUUGGUCCCACCUCCAUCUCAAGGCAGAAGGAGUCACUUGUUACAUCCCAGGAAGAGCCUUCUACUGGGAAGAUGUGUGCCUUGGACUGCCAACGAGAAGAACUAAUAUGUGCAGAAAACGUAUUUACAUGUUAGAUACCACAAGCUCCAACAUUCAUUAACAGCUCAGACGUCAUCAAUGGCUCCUGUUGCUGAAAACUAGCAGGCCUUCACCUUUUUCCAGCACAGCUGUCUCAUGGUGCCAGCCGGGCUGCCACCCGCAGAUGGUCUCUUUCAGAGGCAGCAAGAAAAGGUGCCUUGCCGGUUUUACUUUAGGUUCCUUUUGAAGGGUGAGACAAACUCUUGUUUAUACACUUUUUGUCAUUAGCAUUCCCACAGCGGGGCAGCAAUCAUGUAAGGAAGCCUGAGAAAGGAGAGGAGGCUGGCUUGCUCUUUUUAUAGCAACUGCUUUUCACCAACUGACAGGAGUCUGCUGAGAACUGCUAACCCCUUUGAAGGUGGUGCCUUCAGUGACCUCAGAACUUCUUAUCAUCUGUUAAGAUUCUAUUUUUUUUUAAAUUAUGGCUAUAUGUGUGGGUGUGUGCAGUACCUUCAGAGGCCAGACCUGGGCGUUGGGUUCCUGGGAACUGGAGUCAUAAGCAGCUGGCUCUGCCUCUCAAAGGUCUCACCAACAGGGGGCCAAAGGCCAGUUCAGUGAAAGCCACACCUCUCCAAGCAUCCAGCCAGCUCUUCUGUCCCCUUGACAAGAGUUGUGUCACCGUGAGCUCACGUGGCUCAUUAUGAGUCAAGGGGAGGGAGAAUGCUGGGAUUGGUUUAGCCCAAAGUAGGAGUUCUUCACUGCACAGUCAUUUGAUCAAAAGGGAUGUGGGAGCUACCAUGAACCCACAGUCCUCUCACCAAGUUGCUUGUCCUUGGGACUUCGCCUACUCUGUCCAUCUGAGAAGAACUGAGUGAGUAGAAUUCAGAUGCAUGUCCACUUCUGUAGCCCUGGUGGGACACCCCAGGCCUAGGGAACUCCUCCAGAUGUUUCAGAGUGUCUUACCAUCUUGUUAAACUUCACGUGUGAACACACAUCAUGCUAUCUCUCACACAAUUAAAGAAUACAACCUAUGUAGCCGCCAUUAUGAAAACAGCCAGGGUGAUGCAGGGGGUGGGGCGGGGGAAGAAGCCUUGCAAAGGUGUUAUCUCAGGACAGCAGAAUCCCAAGGUGUCUCUCCAGACGCCCUGCUAAAUUGGAAGUGCUGAUCCUGUGCAUGAGAAGUAGCCUGGAGUGGCCAUGGUGGCACCUGCCUUUCAUCCUUGCACUGUGAAGGCUAAGGCAGGAGGCCAGCCUGGUCUAUAUCCUAAGACCCUGUCUCAAAAAAUAAAAUUCUCAAACUGGGUGUAGUGGUGCACACCAGUGGUUCCAGCAUUAGGUAAGUGCAGAAAGAUCAAGAGUUGGAAGUCAUCCACAGCUACACGGAAUGGCAGACCAGUUUGAGCUGCAUGAGAAGCCCCCUACCCCAUCUCAGAAACAGAAAGAAAAUUACAGAAAUCUAAGCUCCGCAGUGGCAGUGUACACUCAGGAGGCAGCAGCCAGUAGAUCUCUGGGUUUGAGGAUAGCCUGGGCUACACAGAAGUCCUAUGUCACCAAAAAAAUUUUUUUUCAAAAUCCAAAACAAAUAAAAAUGUGCCUCUCCAUGACAA
Messenger RNA from Mus caroli (Ryukyu mouse), 2942 nucleotides. RefSeq names its product fucosyltransferase 2 (H blood group). Gene Ontology annotation, biological process: carbohydrate metabolic process. Gene Ontology annotation, molecular function: galactoside 2-alpha-L-fucosyltransferase activity. The record is from RefSeq and is a predicted model, not a curated record. Gene Ontology annotation, cellular component: membrane. NCBI's taxonomy places the organism in Eukaryota, Metazoa, Chordata, Mammalia, Rodentia, Muridae.